UGUAGAGGAUACGGAAACUAUCUUUAGUAUAGAUAAUAUUGUUCUACAAUGCUAAUACGAUUAGCAUUAGUUAGCAUCAGUGUACUGCAAGUGUACAGCAGAGUUGUACAACCUGGGAUUGUAAACAACUUUCAAGAUGUAAACAUCACAAACAUUGAUUACUCAGAAUUCUUGAGCAAACUUGCCCCAUUAUGGAGAUCUGAGUGCAGGAAAUGGAAUGAGAAGGAAAUAUAUUUGGAAGAAGAUAAAGUUAGUUUUCAAGGAAACUAUUUCCAGGCUAAAUGGUGGACUAGCGGAACUGCACCUAAUCAAGACAAUGAUUGGGGAGUUUGGACUCUAAUAGGUUCUUCUUGCUCAUCUACUACACAGGAAGACACAGAUGAAAACAAGAAUAACAUAGCAGAGGCUGAAUCUACUAACACAGAUAUUGUUGAUGAAACUGUUAAAGACGAUAAAGAAGUUGAAAAUAAUGAAGUUGAUGUCGGGGGGUCACAUCAUCUUAGUCCAGGAGAGAUUCCUUCAAAACAACAUGCAGAACAAAGGGAAAAAGAAUUAACAGACAGUGACCUGUUUAAAAUGGUUAAAAAAAGUAUUGCCACACUUGAGUCUUCACAAGUAGACAAUAUCAAACCAGAAUCCAAUUCCAAUCCUGAGAAUGUUAAGAGGGUUGAAGAACUACUCAAAAGUAAUGAUUGGGAAUACUUAUUUCCUGAUAGACACCCAGACUACUCAUACAGACGAUUUUUGCAAGCAAUUGGCAAAUUCCCAGCAAUUUGCGGAACCUACUCUGAUGGAAGAGAUUCAGACUUAAUUUGCAGAAAAACUUUGGCGACCAUGUUUGCGCAUUUUACGCAGGAAACAGGAGGGCAUAAUCCCCAUGGUGAAGCUGAGGAGUGGAGACAAGGGCUUGUAUUUCUGAGGGAGGCUGGAUGUCAGGAGACUGGUCCAGGAUGUGGAUAUGAUUCUGCUUGUGAUUUAAGCACUUGGCAGGGUAAAACCUGGCCGUGCGGCGGAGACAGUGGUUCCUGGAAGAAGUAUUAUGGAAGAGGAGCUAAACAGCUGUCUUACAACUUCAACUAUGGACCAUUCUCGGAUGCGAUGUUUGGAGAUGUCCAUAAACUACUUGAGAAUCCUGAUCUUGUUGCAUCAACUUGGUUGAAUCUUGCUUCAGCUACAUGGUUUUAUGCUUAUCCUCAACCUCCUAAACCCAGUAUGUUGCACGUGAUUGAUGGUACUUGGACACCAAACAAAGAAGACAAGAAUAAUAAGCUUGAACCAGGAUUUGGAGCAACCAUUAUGAUAAUAAAUGGUGGAAUAGAAUGCGGGCAUGGAUCUGAAAAACCUCAAGCAAUAAACAGACAAAACUAUUAUAGAAAAUUUGCUGAAUAUUUUAAGCUUGAUAUCAGCAACGAAGAAUUAAGUUGUGCUCACAUGAAACAAUUCUCUAAGGGAGGAACCGGCUCCUUGUUUAUCUACUGGGAUAGGGAGUGGGUGAAAGAGUACGAAUGUAAACUUGUGAGCUAUCAGACCCCUUAUAAUGCACUCAAACCUGGAGACUAUACAAAAUGUGUUGAGGAUCAGUUUAAAGUAAAAUUGAAUUAGAAGAAGAAGACGAAAAAGAAGAAGAAGAUUAUUUAUCCUUUUUUGUUAUUGUUCACUAUUUGCCAUUAUAUGAUAUACAAAUUGUUAAUAACUUAAAAAAUAUUUAUUACCGUAAUAAACUUGAAUCUUUGAAAA
Eurytemora carolleeae is the source of this 1737-nucleotide messenger RNA. RefSeq lists its product as uncharacterized. The transcript is spliced from 18 exons. Bases 49 to 1602 code for a protein of 517 amino acids. Gene Ontology annotation, molecular function: chitinase activity; carbohydrate binding. Gene Ontology annotation, cellular component: extracellular region. Gene Ontology annotation, biological process: cell wall macromolecule catabolic process; chitin catabolic process; carbohydrate metabolic process. NCBI's taxonomy places the organism in Eukaryota, Metazoa, Arthropoda, Copepoda, Calanoida, Temoridae. The record is from RefSeq and is a predicted model, not a curated record.